UCCCCGGCACCCUGUCUGGCCUGGCAUGUCAUUCUUCCUGGGCAGGCUGGCCUCCGUGUAGCCAGCCAACCCACCUCUGUCCUUGCCAGCCGUUUCCUGGCUCCUGGAUCUCGGCUCUCGUGGUCCAUCAAGUGCCUUUUGCAUGCCAUUUGCGCGCUCUGCCAACCAGGUUGGUGUCAGCUUCUGUGCGCUCUCAGAGCUUCGGCAUGCUCCAGCGUGGGGCGGGGGCGAGACCGCACCCUCAAGCUCAGCCCCGCCUCUUCAUUGUCCUGCUCCCCUCUCCACGCCCCCCCCCCCUUGGCCCGCCCCUAGCCUUGGCUCACUCUUUCUUGGGCAGACCGGAACCUGCCCUCUCCAGGGACUCCCGCCGUCUUCCCGUCUGAGUGGAUCCUGGCACCCUGGAGGGGUGGCUGCCAGAAGGUCAGGAGGGGUGGUAGUGCCGAGCCGGGUUCUUGCUAGGUAGAAGGGGUCAGAACCUCCUCUGUCUCCCACCUCGAGUGCCCUGAUCCUACGGGUACCAGAGUCUGUGUUGGGGUGUGUAUAGGCCUGCGGGGCCUGUUGAAUUGUUUCUUCAAAUUUUGGGCUUGGAGAAGGGUGGGGAGGCCGGGAGACGUUCCAGCAGCUCAGGAUAGGUGGGGCAGAUUCCAAGGCCUGUCUGCUGCUACUGGUUUACAGGCCCACCCACCAAGUAGGAUACCGGAAGUCCCCCACUCCCAAUAUGGUAAGUGACACAAAGCUACACAGUCCAUAAAGGGGCCACUCAUCUCCGAGGCUUACCUGGCUGCAGCACUGGACUGCUGAUAGCCAUCAUGUGGUAGACCCUUUGGUUAUGCAGCAGUAACUGUUGGGGACUUGGAGGGCCUUUCUGAGUCUCUUCCUUCUUCAGGCAAGCUCUCUCCUCCUUCCAGAUCUGGAGCCUCUUCUCAGCUUGCAGGAAGUGGGUCUCAGCAGAUUUAGUACUGUAGGGUCCAGAUGGGCCCUUAGACUGAGUGGCCCUGUUCUUCCAUUUCAGGCCCUCUCUGAAUUCCCAAAUGAGAAAAGACUAACGUUAGGGCCCUGGAUCUCCAUGCCCUAUGACCUUGCUGAGACCAUUAAGGUAUCCUUUCACUCAGCUCCUGACCAGGAAAGGGCUGGCCACUGGCCCUGGAGUGAAGAGUUGAGGCUAGUGAGUCCAGGAGGUCCUGUCUUGGGACCUUGGGAUGUUGAGUUUUGGCAGAUGUGUGAGAACAUGAGCCUUUCUCUGGUUCCUAGGGAUGCUUCAGCCUGAGAUAGGAUCACAGUGCAUAUAUCUUUACUCUCCUUUUAACAUCCCUGGAUUCAGCCCAGGUAUUUACCAAGGUCUUUGAGAUGGGGUGAUUUCUAUCCUGAGCUGCACCCCCAACCCACCAGCUUUGGCUAUUGGGGCCAGCUUAGUCACCUCCACCUACUUGACAUGGGGAAACUGUUCCUGCCCUGGUGAGAAUCAGGAUGGAGAGGGCUGGUAAUAGGGACAGGUUGCACCAGAGACUCUGACAGCAGGUCUGAGGAUCUCAUAUCUCUGUACAGAAUUCCUACUGGACUCAGAAAAGCAGUCUUUCAGCUCCUUAGCCCAGUGCUGAGUCAUGCUUCACAACGUCAGUCACAGCAAAGGUGUGGUCUACACAGAUACAGCCCUAAUGGGGCAGGACAGGGAAAGUGUGUGGGUAGAUGCUGGAGGGGCCAUGGCCCCCAAUACCUCCUCCCUGUUUCCCCCUGAGCCUCCAGGGGCCUCAAGCAACAUCAUUCCUGUCUACUGUGCUCUCCUCGCCACUGUGGUCCUUGGUCUGCUGGCCUAUGUGGCCUUCAAAUGUUGGCGCUCACAUAAGCAAAGACAACAGUUGGCCAAAGCUCGGACUGUAGAGCUAGGGGACCCUGACAGGGACCAGCGGCACGGUGACAGCAGUGUCUUUGUGGAGUCUCCUCAUUGUCUGGAGCCCUGUAUCCCCAGCCAGGGAGCACAUCCUGACCUUGGUUGCCACCUUUACCUGCAUAUUCCGCAGCAGCAGCAGGAGGAGGUCGAGCGGCUCUUGAUGUUAGGUGAACCUGCCAAGGGCUGGCAGGGGCUGGCAGGCCACCUGGGCUACCAAGCUGAAGCCGUGGAACUCAUGGCCCGUGGCCAGGCACCAGCCUAUGCCCUGCUCAGAGACUGGGCUGCCCAAGAAGGCAGCAGAGCUACCCUCAGAGUGCUGGCGGAUGCCCUGGCUGCCAUAGGCCGAGAAGAUGUGGUCCAGGCUUUGGGCUCACGGGCUGAGGGCUGCUCUGUGGUGUGACAGGCCCGGUGCUCCCUGCACUGGCAGGCACUCCUUACCAUCCUUACUGCCUCAGGUCCCCUUCAUGGGCCUCCUAGUACUUCUGGCUUCUGAAGUUCUGCAGAACACAGAAGAUGCAGCCGCUUCAUGUCCCCUCACCCUCCUUUCCAAGAUAGGAAGCAGAAGUUGGUGGGGUGGGUAAGAUCUGCCCACAGAGCCCCAUUCUGCCUCCCUUUAUUGAGCUCUAGCUAUUUUUUCUAUUGCUUUUAAAUCACAUAUUAAAGGCAAC
Messenger RNA from Onychomys torridus (southern grasshopper mouse), 2556 nucleotides. RefSeq names its product death domain-containing membrane protein NRADD. Lineage: Eukaryota; Metazoa; Chordata; Mammalia; Rodentia; Cricetidae. Bases 1602 to 2288 code for a protein of 228 amino acids. Gene Ontology annotation, biological process: Rho protein signal transduction. The transcript is spliced from 4 exons. The record is from RefSeq and is a predicted model, not a curated record. Gene Ontology annotation, cellular component: cell surface; plasma membrane. Gene Ontology annotation, molecular function: coreceptor activity; death receptor activity; nerve growth factor binding.